AGUCUCGUCAAGUCCGCUAGAAUAUUAGCCAUGUGCGUCGCGCGUCGCUUUGGAAUAAAAUAUAUCACGCGUUUAUCUCGCACUCGUUUCUCUGCCAUGGUAAUUUAAACGCCGGCGAAUAGAUAAAGCGCUAAACGUUUCUCGGGUAUGUGCAACAAGUUUGUGAAGUGUUUUUCCGACGGAUGGAUUUAACGCGCUAUUGCUAGUUGGAUUUAAUCCGAACGCUGCAUAAAUUUUACAAGUCCACGUAGUGUUUGCGCGCUCGGCGAAAUUUAUCGUUAGAUGCUUGUUGCGCGACCGAGAUACCUCUCGCCACUUAACGUCUGAAAUGAUAGCGGGGAGAGAAAUAACGGAUGCAUUCGGAUUGCACGCGGAUGCUAUUAUUCGAUUUUUCGCCCGAAGCGCCUGACCGAAUUCGCGCAAAUCAGAAAUGUCUCUCAAGUUUCGUCAUUGUGCAUUGUUUCGAAAAUAAUUCCGCGGGCGCGGUUCUAUUCCUGACGAAUUGUUCGACGCAUCAUUUUUCAGAGUUUUGCAAUAGAGUUUCGUUGUUGUAAAAUCGUCGAUAUCUCGGCGUGCGGUUCUCACGCGGUACAGAUAUGCGCGAUGUCGUCGCGACGGCACGGGUGACGACUUUUGCGCCCAUCGCGUCGCGGCUUGGCUCGAACGCGGCUCAGCUCGAUGGUGGGAGCGGCGCACCCACACGCGCGGCAUCGUCUCGUACACCUCUCGGAAUCGCCGAGCGGACAGCACAGCGAUUCGCUACAUCCGAUACACCCACCGUGCGCGCGAGAUCCGUGGCAACACGCCGGACGACACGAUUAACCCCAGCGAGAGUCGUCGACGGGACCGACGAUCCCCAUAAAAGAGACGGACCCAACCGGCCUGCGGACAGUUGUCAACGCCAGGCCUGCCGGAAGCGAGUGCCUUGGAGUGCCGCCGAUCGGUCGAACCGAUCCACUCGAGAGCUGUUAUUUUUGCGUUGUAUUCCACGGCGCGUGGAGAUAAGGAGUUUGGUUAUCGCCGCGAUAAUCGUAGAUCUUUUCUAUUUUUUUUUUUUUCUCUUCACGACAGAGGAGAAUCGGUCGUUUCGCCGGGAGCGCGGUAUAGCACGUGGCUGGGAACUAUUCUAAGAGAGGAGCGCGAGAGCGCGACCGCCAGACAGAGCGACGCUUCCGUUGGCAGAGAGACGUCGGGUGUCGAGCUCGUGUAUCUCUUCCGCGCGGGAGGAGAGGAAUACGGGAAGGGGUACGAAAGUGGAAAAGCGUUUUAUAUUAGGCGUGGCGUGCGCGCGGGCGAGCGCGUGCGAUCAUCGGAAUUCGAGGAGCGCGGCUUUUGCGCUGAAACUCGGUCGCCGGCGGCGGCCCAGCCUGCACACGCGGUUUCCGCGAUCUCGCAAUCGCGAUCACUCUCGCGAUCUCGAGGAGGACACGAGCGGAGUCGCGACGACGCGGCAGCGCUCGCGCGCGGGAGGACCACUACCUCCUUCUCCUCCUACCGAAGAAGCAGAGAGGAGUUGACCAGACGCGGCUCGCGGUCAGUCAGUCAGUCAGUCGGACGUUUGCUAUCCGAUACGGUUAAGCGAGGCGCGCAUUCGCGUUGGAAUCGGCGGUCGCAUCAUCGGUGUGCCGUGUGUCAGAUGCGCACCGGCGUCACUUGGCGCAAGGGAGAGGUAGGCGAGGGUACAGCCGGGAGGUAAAGAGAAUAACAGAGACGUAGUACACGAGUCGGCGCGAGAGGUACGGAGGAGAGGGCGAGAAACAAGACGACGAGGACGACGAAGAGAAGUGCGGUCGGAAGGAGAAGAGCGUGGCGAGGAGCGGCGCGAGAGGGAGAAAGAAAGAGAGGAGAGACGAACGAGGAGCCGACGGCGACGAAGCCCCGCUGCUUUACUUCGCCGUGUCUCCUCGUCUCGGGGGCACUCGGUGUACACGGCAAGAGCGUGUUACCUACCACCUUAUAAAACGUGCUGUACCGCAGUAUCGCGCUCUCGUAGGCCGGCACGGAAGAGGAGAGAAGGCGCGAGAGGAGCGUUGAGCGAAUCGAAAGAUCUCGCGCGCAGUAGCGACGGCCGGCGGCGGCGGAGUUGCGCGAGAGCGGCGGCGGCGAGGUGCUUUCUCGCAGUUCGCUUCGCUUCGUUCCCUCGUGCGAGCGCGAGGUGCGCGAGGUGCGCGCGUGCGACACAGCGAGCGGUAAUGCGGAAAGUUCGCGAGAAGAUCGCCCUCAUACUUUCGCGGAUCGUCUCCACGCGACGCGCCGUUCGAGAUUAGAAGGCGUCCGUGCACGCCGCUGCGAGAUACGAAUUUUCAAAAGCACUUUUACCCGCGCCGACGGAAGCGGAGCGGGCAAUCGGUUACGCAGUGUUGAGAUAGUGCAGAAGGUUUUGUGUAGUGAACGGUCGUUAAUAGACCAGUGCCGCGGCUUCGACGACAACGACGACGACGACGACGACGACGACGACGACGGGAGACGGAGACGGAGAAGAAGGAGAGGGAGCGAGAGAGGUGGAAAACGCGCUAUAUGCGUAAGGCACCAGCGACGAGUGCCAGGAACGAGCGCGAGAGAGUAACCGGCUGAUAAACCGGCGAAAGAGAGGAGAGGAGAGAAGAAAGAGAAAAGGAUUGUCCGCGCGAGAGACCGAGAGUCGCCGACAAGAUGCGUCUUCACGGCGGUUUGAUGCUGCCGAUCCUAUUCAUCGUCGCUUCCUGCCCUUUGACGCUGUACGCGCGGAAGGUCGCACCCUUGAUAGAGGACGACUGGGCGAGGAGACCACACCGGGCGGCCGAAUGCAUCUUUGGCAAGCAGAUCCGCGAACUCGGCACGACAUGGUUUGCGGAUUUGGGACCGCCUUUCGGAGUCAUGUAUUGCAUCAAGUGCGAGUGCAUACCGGUGCAAAAGAAACGGCGCAUCAUCGCGAGAGUUCAAUGCCGCAACAUCAAGAACGAAUGCCCGAAACUCACGUGCGACGAACCAGUUCUGAUCCCGGGUCGAUGCUGCAAAUCUUGUCCCGGUGAUUUCAACACGGACAUAGUGCAGGAUCUGCCGGCGCAGUUGACUUCGGAGGAGGAGGAGCGCAGCCUGAAACAUUUCGGCACCCUGUUGACCGGCAAGACGACGCAAUCGCUACGUCGCGACGAUCCGAAUCCGACGUCGGUGUACAACAGCGCGUACAACUACUUGGCGACCGGUCGCUUCACCUUCCACCGCAAGAAUCUUUAUUAUUCGUUCCAUCUGUCCGCGUCGACGCCGCGGCCGCACAGCAUACAGUUCGUCGACGGUUCCGGUAGUAUUUUGGAGGAGCAGACGAUCGAUCCGAUCGGCGGCGCUUACCAGAACGCCACCGGCAAGCUGUGCGGUGUGUGGCGACGCGUGCCGCGCGAUUAUCGGAAGCUGCUGCGCGAGGAACGCCUGCACGUGUCCUUCCUCUGGGAGCCGUCGUCGAGCCUGUCCGGCCAGCUGUACCGGUACCGCGCGCUGUCGACCGAGCAGUUUUCUUCGCUACUGGAGCCGACGAUGGGCGUGGACCGGUCGUUGAUGUCCGGCGCGGGCGCGACCGCGAUCGUCUCCGCAUCGUCGACCUCGGCCCCGUCGAUCCACGUGUCGCUCGUCUUCAACGGCCUCUUCCUGCCGAACGACGUGGCCGAUAUUCCGUUGGUCGUCCAGCUGGAGCAUCAGGAGAAAGAUUACAUAGUUCUGCAUGAGGAGAUAAUAGUGCGCAAGCCGUCGAACGAGCUGAAUUUCGGCGAAGUCCGCAGCGCGCUCUCCGGCGCCGAUUUGCGUCUGUUGACUCGAGGCAAGCUGUCGAUCAGCAUAAUGUCGCGCAAGGAUCCGCAGGCCCUUCGACUCACCGGCGCAGUCGGUCCGCGCGCGACCUGCGACAUGUAUCAAACGCUGCUUCUGUCGGAGUCGCCGUCCGUGGCGUCCGGACUGGCCUGGGCCUAUCUGGAUCGCAUUGGCGCGCUGCACUACGGAGUUCAGCUGAUAGGGCUCGAGGAGGAGAGCCCGCUCGUAACGCUGGUGGACGAGGGCGGCAAACGGCGGAUGGAACUCGAAGAUUUGACGCCUUCGUUGGUCGACGGCUUCGCGAACGGUUCCCUCGACCGGCCCGGACCGCGACUCCUGCAGCCGCUCUUCAACGAGGAGCUCUCCGUGGUCGCCGCGAGCCAUCUUGGCUCCAUUCUGCGCGGCAGACUUCUCGGCAGACCCGUCGCGGACGCCAGAGACACCGCCGCGCCCGUGCUGCUGCGUAGAUUGACUCAGCAGCAGUUAAGUCCCGGACCGGUCGGUCUCAUAUGGACAGCGGUGGAUCUAGACUGCUCGCUGCACUACGAGCUGGAGCUCGCGGGCUUCCCGCCUUCCGCGCAGGAACCGCGAACGUUCCGUUUGUACCUGGAGACGAUGCCUCUGCUGGCGCAGGGAGCUCCCGUCGCCAGAAGGCUUCUGGAGGAAUUUACGGGAUACUCCUUGGAGGGUUCCGUCACCGGACUCACGCCGAUCGAGCUCUACAGGAUCGAGUCGGGCAUCGGAUUCCUGGAAGUGACGGACAAGCAAGCCAGUUAUAUUCUCAAGGCGCCGUUCAAGACACGGGCGCCGUUCAGCUGCCUGCCGCACUACGCCGACAACGACGUCGCCUCCGUGGUGGCGUACAAUCUGCAGCCGCCCAGAUCGGAUAUCGAGACCGGCGCGUGCUUCCACGAAAUCAGGUUCUACGAGGAGGGCACGCAGUGGACGUCGAGCGCGGAUCCGUGCUCGAUGUGCCAUUGCUAUCGCGGCUUGGCGCAAUGCGACACGGUGCCCUGUCCGACGGUCUCCUGCGCGCCGGGAAAACAGCUGAGGCAGCCGCCAGCCGGUCAUUGCUGUCCGAUUUGCGUUGCGCUGGCGACCGAAACUAACGCAACAAUCAAGAGCAACAUCACGAGAGGCUGUACACUGGCCGGACAAUAUCAUCUGGCAGGAUCGUCCUGGCAUCCGUACCUGCCACCGGUGGGAUUCGAUACUUGUGCAGUUUGCACUUGUGACGCUGUCACGCUGGAGGUGAAAUGUCCGCGGGUGCAGUGCCCGCCGCUCGAGUGCGACGAGAAGGUCGCCUUCAGGCCGGACAAGAAGGCCUGCUGCAAGCAAUGCCCGGCGACGACGCCUCGCAGCAACGCGGCCACCACCGCUGCGAGCGAUACCGCGCACCUGCCGAGGGAUCAGGCCUUACCGCCGACGCGGCGCACCGCCGAGGAGAUACUGUCGUCCGGCGGCUGCAAGUCACCCCUCGGCACGGCCUACGAGAACGGCAUGGAAUGGCAUCCGCGAGUGCACUCGCACGGCGAGAUGAAGUGCGUGAAGUGCCGCUGCAAGAACGGCGAGGUCAGGUGCGACAGGAAACGCUGUCCACGGUCGCUCUGUAACUCGAUCGCGCAUCAGAUGAAGCGUGGCGAGUACGUGGCGGACGCCGAUGACUGUUGCACGGUGCAAUGCCGGCGCGCGCGACGCCACCAUCGCAACAAUCAUCAUCCGUCGUCGCGGCGCUCCGUGACGCCCCGCGAACUGAGCUGAGUCCGAUUUGUCCUGGGAAAGAAAAGUCUGCUCCGGUCUGCACGAGGAAGCUCGCCGUGAGCCGCACGCCGUGGUCAUCGUCGGAUGAUGACGGAACCAAGUCGAGGAUCGUUCGUUGCGAUCGCAUGCGCCCGCUACAUCUGUCGCGCGAUCGAGCGACUGCGAGUCUUGGAAACGAAACGAAAUCAAACGAAUGGCUGUACACGUGUGUAUCGAGAUCGUGGGAGCUGGACAGAUAUAUCCAAGGUGAGCCAAUUCAACAACGGGGGAAGGAAAGAAAAACAGAAUGAGACAAACGGAAAGAUCGA
Linepithema humile (Argentine ant) is the source of this 5849-nucleotide messenger RNA. RefSeq names its product short gastrulation (gene sog). Gene Ontology annotation, biological process: multicellular organism development; negative regulation of BMP signaling pathway; dorsal/ventral pattern formation. Lineage: Eukaryota; Metazoa; Arthropoda; Insecta; Hymenoptera; Formicidae. The record is from RefSeq and is a predicted model, not a curated record. Gene Ontology annotation, molecular function: BMP binding.